Molecule: messenger RNA, 6073 nt
Organism: Zootoca vivipara (common lizard)
Lineage: Eukaryota; Metazoa; Chordata; Lepidosauria; Squamata; Lacertidae
Gene: PPTC7
Product: protein phosphatase targeting COQ7
Biological process (GO): protein dephosphorylation
Cellular component (GO): mitochondrion
Molecular function (GO): protein serine/threonine phosphatase activity
Source: RefSeq, a predicted model, not a curated record
UGAGGAGCCGCCGGCGGAACGCGGGCCCGAAGCACGCGACGGGGCGGAAGAUGGCGGCUGGAGAUCCCGGCUGCCGGACGGGGGAGACACGCCGCCGGCUGUGAAGUGGGAAAGGACGAGGAGGACGAGGAGCAGCUGCAGCAGGAGAAAGAGAAGGGCAAGGGGAGCCGGCGACGGAGAAAGAAGGGAGGCCAAGAGCGGCUGAGGGCAGAGCCCAGCCCCCGACCUCAGGGGCCGCCUCACGCCGAGGCGCCGCAGCCUGAGGCGGUCGGCUGCUGGGCUCCCCACACCAUGUUCUCGGUCCUCUCCUAUGGCAGACUGGUAGCCCGGGCAGUCCUAGGUGGCCUUUCUCAAACAGACUCUCGAGAUUACAGCCUGGUGACUGCCAGCUGUGGCUUUGGCAAGGACUUCCGCAAGGGCAUCUUGAAGAAAGGCAUGUGCUACGGGGAUGACGCCUGCUUUGUGGCCCGGCACCGAUCUGCAGAUGUUCUAGGGGUUGCAGAUGGUGUUGGAGGCUGGCGGGACUACGGUGUUGAUCCUUCUCAGUUCUCAGGGACUCUCAUGCGCACUUGUGAACGCUUGGUCAAGGAAGGACGGUUUAUACCAAGCAAUCCUGUGGGGAUUCUCACCACGAGCUACUGUGAGCUGCUGCAGAACAAAGUACCUUUGCUUGGGAGCAGCACAGCUUGCAUUGUAGUUCUGGAUCGGACAAGUCAUCGUUUACAUACAGCAAACUUGGGGGACUCAGGCUUUUUGGUAGUCAGAGGUGGAGAGGUAGUACACCGAUCUGAUGAACAACAGCACUACUUCAACACUCCGUUCCAGCUGUCAAUAGCACCACCUGAAGCUGAAGGAGUCGUCUUCAGUGAUAGCCCAGAUGCUGCAGACAGUACUACGUUUGAUGUCCAGCUAGGAGACAUCAUUCUGACAGCCACAGAUGGGCUUUUUGACAACAUGCCUGACUACAUGAUCCUACAGGAGCUUAAGAAGCUAAAGAAUUCAAAUUAUGAAAGUAUACAACAGACAGCAAGAAGUAUCGCCGAGCAAGCUCAUGAACUGGCGUAUGACCCAAAUUACAUGUCUCCCUUUGCACAGUUUGCUUGUGAUAAUGGAUUGAAUGUAAGAGGUGGAAAGCCAGAUGACAUCACCGUCCUCCUUUCAAUAGUAGCUGAAUAUACAGACUGACAGCAUAAACUUUUGACAACUGACUUGAGUGUUUCCUGCCGUUCCCAACUUCACAUGGACUGUUUCCUGCUGGCAGGAUGCCUUUCUCUGCAGCUGAUCUCAGUGGCUCUUACAUGUUACUUCCAUUGCCUGCAGUCGAGGUCUCUAUCAUGAACCACUACUGGAGUACACUAGGGUGCAUCUGCCAGCAAGAAAUGAAGAAUUUCAAUACUUGAAGCUUGUCUUUUCAAACUCUAGUAGUAAUUACUUCAUAGUGGGGAGGGGGGGUGCGCGAUAAUCAUGGUUAUGGCUCUGAAAGAAAUAAGUAGAAUUGGCUAUUCAUAAUUCAGAACUAGAUGUGCAGUUUGACACUGAUAGAAAACCUCCAUGAGGACAAACAAAAUUGUUUUGUUAGGGGGGAAAAGCCCAUUUUUAAUUUGAGAGGUCACAAAUCAUUCUGCAACUAACAUAGUUUGUUAAAAUGAUAGUUGAGAUUUGUGUUGAUAUGAAUUCUCUGGAGGCUUCCAAAUGCAGUGAGCCUCAAGAUGUAUAUGGUUUAGUGCAGGAGUUUUGUCUGUUACUAAUUUGAAACACAAGAUUAGUUCGUGAAACGUAUUGUGUGUCUAUGAGAGAGAGAGAGAGUGUGUGUGUGUAUAUAUAUGUGUGUGAAGGUGCCUGUUAUCAUGCAGAUGGAAAUAUCGUUUAUUUGCAAGGAGCCCUGUGCUGGCUGGAUCUUUCUUUUAGAGAGAAAGUUUUUCUAAAGAUAUUUCAGUUGCACUAAGUCUGAAGAAGCAAGAGUGUUGAGAGUUUGGAAUGGCAUGUUUCCUGAGCACGAAUCAUCUGAUCUUGCUUUGUAUGCCAUAGGUAGCGAGGAACGAUAGAGGCAUUAAAGUGGGUAGUCUUCUCUUUUGGGUUUGAGGAACUUGAUGGUGUUUCAAUGUACGUACUUCUGCUUGUGCUCCCACAGCAAUUGAAGUUGCACACAUGCAAAAUGCUGAAUGAGCAGCAUUUACAUUUUAGUAGCUUGGUGUACAGAAUUUCCAGAAUGAACUUUAAUGAUGUUUACAGGUAUCUAAUAGCCAUUUUGCAAUAUAGCAUUUCCUUUCAUUUACAUCCACUCAAUCUAGUUUAUUCUUCAGGCUGCAAUCUCCUCCCUCCUUUUUUAAGCUCAUGUAAAAACCAAUAGCUAUAAAGAUAUAUAAUGGUCAGUUUUUCAUAACUUUUUUGCUAGUAGAAAAGUACUUAGAAAUGAAAAGCCAUGUUUUAUAUAGCAGUUGGGUAAUGUGGAUGUUUAGAUUCUGAGCUUGGCCAGUAAAGCAACCUUUUUAAGAUGAAAGGUUUUUUUUUUACUGCCAGGUUUGUUGUGUUAAAACUGUAAGAUUGAGGUUACCUCAGCCUGUUUUAAAUAUUUUUUUGUGGUUGUACUGUAUAUUUGCAUAAUUACGUCAAGCUUUUAUUUAUAAUUAUGUGACAUGUACCAUGUACAUGUCACUAUUUCAAUGCAUCCUACUUUUAACAGGCAUUUUAUUUACCAUGAGGAUGGGCAGAAUCAUUUGGAAGCUGAUUAAAUUACUUUUUGUGAAAUUGGCAUCUUAAUUUUUCUUAAAAUAUUCUUUUCUUUUUUUGUCAGAAUGCCUUAACCACUUAACUUGACAAAAUGAUUUUUUUCCAGCAUGGAUACAGGGUGGAAUACAAUGAAAUAAAGAAAAUUCAUAGUGCUAUAAUUCAGAAAUGUGGCAAAUGAUAACUUUGCACAAAUCAUUUCAAUCCCUUAUGCUACUUUAGCUGAACAAGUUAUAACUAUCAAUAUUCAAUUAGAAGGAAUGUAUUACUGCUGCAGUUCCAGACUUCUUUCCUGCUUUGACAGAAGAGCAGUUAUCCUAUAAUUUGGACUUCAUUUGCAUUUUAAAUCACCAGUAUUUGCUAUUGUUUAUUAGAACAAGCCCUGAUUAGUGAUUGACUGGCCUAACCCACUUGCCCUUCCUUUUGGCCUUGGCGCCUCCAUAGAGCAGGACAGUUUCCCUGCUUCAUGUUCUAUCUUCCUGCCUUUCUGCAACUACAAAGGAUGACCCAUCAAUUAAACAAAUGUGGAAAAGGAAGGUGCUUCUUAUGCCCGGAUGGUCAUGGCCUGGAGCCUUUUGCCACUGUUCUUGGAUCUUGUUCUGAGUAGCAGAACUGUAACAUCUGUUGGGAUUGCUGGCCUUGCUUUGCUUAGAACAGUUUUUAGUCAAGCAGUUUGUAUAAAGCCAUUUGUCUCUUCCAAUGUUUUUUAUGAUGAUCAAAUUGAGUUUUUAAACUUUCAGAUACUAAGUUCCCCCUUCCCCUCUCCAGACGCCAAAGACCAGUACAGUUUAUAGCUUUUUGCCAUCUGUUUUUAGAGCAAUACUGUAUUAUAAAGAAUUAAUAUUUCUAUUACAUGCUUGUCUUUUUUCCAUUUUAAGAUGUGCACUCAAACAUAUCUGAACCUAAUUUCUUCCUAUGAACUUAAGCUGUUUGCGCACAAAUAUAUUUUACAAAAAAAGGCAGGAUUCAUGUACUUGUGAAAAAAAACAUUUACCAAUCCUCAAAGCAGUAGUGUUUCCUAGGAACUUGUUUAGUGUUUUGGUUUGGCACAGAGAAGACAUUCCAUUUUGUGUUUUCUUAAAUCUGAAAUACAUGGGUGGAGCCUGGAGAGAUCUUACCUGCAGAAUUACUUUAUAAAGAAUCUGAAAGAAAUAACUUGGCAUAACAUCAACCUGCUUCACUCAGUAAUGCAGUUGCAGCUGCAGGGCUUGCUUUACAGGAAUGCCUGUAAUUGUGUUACUGAGUUUGUUGAUAUGAAGGGCUAGGCUAAUGUGAAAUACCCAUAUUAAUGAAGGAAACUAAGUCCAUGGCUUUCCCUCAAUUUGCUAUUUCCACAACAAGUGGGAAAAACCUUGAAAAUUGGGACCAGAUUGGAUAUAGACAAAACUGUCCAUAGUAAAAGCAAGCAAAGAUGAAGACACUGUGAAUGGAAUUACUCUUUGUAAUGGAUUGCUUUUCCAUGGGAAGCCAGGCUAAAUGUAGACAUUGACUUUUUCUUUUAUUUGACAAAGCUGAUAUAAUGAGGAUGCCUUCUUGUUAAAUGAGACUAUCAUUACCUGUGCUUACCUAAAAGGCAAUUAUGUGAAUUGGAUGUUUGAAGUAUAUAAUUUGUGCAAGAAUAGUAUCUGUAAAUACAUUUUAAUGAACUGUAAAGAUAUUUAAUAAAUAAAGUAUUUAUACAAUAUGCAUGUGUGCUUGGGUCCAGGGUCUUUUGCCUCACCAUCCCCACUACUGACUCCCUAUUGCAAGCAUCCCCAAACUGCGGCCCUCCAGAUGUUUUGGCCUACAACUCCCAUGAUCCCUAGCUAACAGGACCAGUGGUCGGGGGAAAUGGGAACUGUAGUUCAAAACAUCUGGAGGGCCGAAGUUUGGGGAUGCCUGCCCUAUUGCUACUCAGCUUCCCCCCCCACACACACACUUCAUUCUAGGGGAACUUUACUCAGUCUUCAGGUCAUCUUAACAAGGUUAAUAAUAUUUUAUGUUGUCCCAUAAUACCAUGAUCUGAAUUGUUUAAUAGCAUAUGACUUCAGUUUUAUUGCUUAAGGGGAAGAAUUUAUUUCAUACUGCCCAAGUAGGAGAUAUGUGCAAAACAAGAACAGUUGAAUUUUCUAUUAUUGCAUGCAGUGUAUAGACUUCAAACAACUGUCCCUCAAAUCUGCAGUAAUAUGGGCUGUCCUUUCAAAUACAGAAGUCAAAACAGAAAAUAUUGACAAACAAUCCAUAAGGAAUUCCUCUUGCAUAAGUUCAACCACAAUAAAAUGGAAUUUUAUUAUAAUACAUGUGUGUCCUUGUACAAGUUCUGCUGUGAAGGACAAGUUGCAGAUGGUUAUGCAGAUGUUGAUUUCUUAAGGUGAGAUGCAAAGGGAGACACUGAGCAAUAAGCACUGAUAGAAAAACCUUACAUAAUGGGGAAUAUGAUUAAGAAGGCAAAGAACCAAAUAUUUUUACUGCAAAAAGCAAAAACAGUUUGAGGGUUUGGGGCAUGUAGUAAACAAAUAUGCUAGAGAAAUGACCUGAAUUUGCUACUUGAACUAGUUGGACUGUUUUUCAGUACAGUGAAAUUUCAACAGCAGUUCAGUUCACAUUGUCCUUCACUGUGGGAGUUGAAAAAAGUGGGUCUUAAAGAAAAGCAGACUAUGGAGUGGUGUGACUAGUUGCUCUUUGUUAGGUUGCUGUGGGUAACUGCCUGUUACCAGGGCUGAAAUGGCCAAAUGCAUUCUGACUUCACUGCUCUAAAAGGAGUAUUACUGUGACACAACACAUGCUUAUAAAAUGAGGGAGGCUUCUUUCAAAUUUACUGGCAUAAUAUACUAUGGACAUUUCAACACUACUGAGAUGUUUUUCUAAUAGACUUGCGCUAAAACCAGUUUAAUACUAGUUAAUCUUUCACAAUUUAGUUUAGAAGGAGCAGGAGAAUGAAACUGGAUGUAUGCACUUUUGCAUCCAGUCUUUUGUCUUAAGUUCUCCUGUGUCAUAAUGCAAUCAAACACGAACAUUAAUGCAAUAUGUGUAUGUAUUAACUGGCUUUGGUUCACUCAUGCUUUGCUUAACUGAGAAGUAAAUCUCAUAAAAUUAUAGUUGUGACAACUUGAAGAAAAAUCCAAAGGCUUCUAGUUGUUGUUUUUUAAAAUACAGGCAAUGACCAUUUUAAGUGUGUUCAGUGCAUGCAUGACCAUGCGAACGUACAUUGCCACAACCCAGAAUUGGCUAGAAAAGGGGAAUGGGGGUGGAGUGGGCUUACAUGCACUCCACCGACACGUGUGGGGGUCAGGAGCGUAACCCCCCAUGCAAAGCUGCCAUUGCCUACAUUAUAAAACAGUGGACUACAACAGAGUACACAAAAACA